Molecule: messenger RNA, 2500 nt
Organism: Astyanax mexicanus (Mexican tetra)
Lineage: Eukaryota; Metazoa; Chordata; Actinopteri; Characiformes; Acestrorhamphidae
Product: kelch-like protein 20
Exons: 8
Coding region: 73-1104 (343 amino acids)
Molecular function (GO): protein binding
Source: RefSeq, a predicted model, not a curated record
UAUAUAUAAGGAGCAGCAUUAGCAUCAGUCAGCAGUGACAGGAGAAUUCUGAGGAACCGUGCAGAAGGAAGGAUGGGGAUUUACUGUGAACAGGGACCACCCCUGGUCGAGCCCAAGAGUGAUGUCACCUUCAUGAAGCAAAAACAGAGCCUGCACAGUCCUCGGGGAGUGAGAGGUCAGCGUGGUACCCAGCACCAACGAUCAGGACAGCUCAACCAGCAGCUCACGGACACAAUGUUCUUAGUUGGUGGCUGGACCUCAAAGAACCCCUCAUGCCCAGUUGAACGAUUCUGCCCCCUUUAUAAUGAAUGGAAGCUCAUGGCUCCCAUGCGCAGUCAGCGUGGAGAUGUGGGCGUCUGCAGCCUGGCCGGGAUGAUCUACGUGGUUGGAGGGAGAGAUGAUCUCACCUGUUUGAGCAGCGUGGAAAAGUAUGACCCUAAUACAAACGAGUGGAGCAGCGAGGUGGCCUCCCUGAGCAGCCCCCGGAGCGGAGUGUGUGUAGUGGAGAUGGAUGGCUACAUGUAUGCCCUCGGGGGACAUGACGGCACUGUCUGCACCAGCACUGUGGAAAGGUAUGAUCCAGAAAUAAGCAGCUGGACUAAACUGACCCCCAUGCGCCAGCCUCGGUCAGGGGCCACCGCCGCCGUGCUGGACGGCUACCUGUAUGUGAUGGGAGGCACAGAUGGAGACAUGGCCCUGUGUUCAGUGGAGCGCUUUAACCCAUUGGACGGGACGUGGCAGACCUGUGCCCCAAUGGGCACCCCCAGAGAGCGGGCAGGGUGCGCCGUGUAUCUGGGAUGCCUGUAUGUGGCGGGGGGCCGGGAUGAGCUCAUGCUGGAGCUCAGCACUGUGGAGAAGUUUGACCCCCACACCCUCCACUGGACACCUGUCCCACGCAUGAGGAACAAGCGUCACCAAGCGUCGCUGCUGGUGUUUGGUGAAAGGCUGUUGGCAGUAGGAGGCUGGGACGGCACGUCCAAUCUCCGAACCAUCGAGACCUAUAAUCCUGACGCUAACGGCUGGAGACAUUUUGGAUCUGUGAAGGUUUCUCAUCCAGGAGGACAGUGUGUUUUGGUGAAAACCACUCAAAAGGAUGUUUUAUGACUUUGUAUAUACUUACUAAUGUUUUUUUUAGAGACAGUCUGUAUUUGAUAGUAUGUUAUUACUUGAUUGUAUUGAUCUUGUUUAAAGGCACUUAUUAAUGAAUCACUUACAUAUACACUUCAUAAUCAAAGCUUAUAACAGAUUUCUGCAAUUAUCUAAUUACUCAAGUUGUCGUAUAAAUAGCAUAUUCCAGUGUCUGCACACAGGGCUAUUUCACAAGGCAUGUGGAGGCCCCAAGCAAAUGAUUUGAAAGUAAAAAAUAAUGUCAGUCAGUCAAUAGCUUUAUUCAUUCUAGAGAUAAAGACAGUGAACAGCUGGUGUACAUGAAAACUGCUGAACAUGUUCCAGUCUGGUUGUAUGCUUUCAGAAGCUAAAGGGAUGCUGCAUUGACUGUCAUAGAAUGUAAACGGCUUCUCACACAGUUUGUUGUUGCAUUCAGUUCAUUACAAGUGGUUGUCUGGGGACCCCAGGCAUUUGAUUGGUUUGCCUGUCCUGUUGCAAUGGGCCUGUCUACACAGUCUGUGCAUGCAUAAAAAAAAACAUUGUAGGGGAAAUAAGUAAGCAUCUGUUGACACAAGUUUGAGUUUUCUGUGAUGUUUAUUUCUAGUCUUAUUCUGCAAGAUUGGCUGGUUUGAAAGCAAAACUCUGAUUCAUUGAUCCACUUAUGUAAACAAUGGGAGUUUUCCAUUAUCUGAUUACAUAAGCUCAAGUAAACAGGUUGACUGCAUUAGUGUCAAACUCAAGUGUUGCAGAAAUCGGAUUAUAAAGUGCACUUACCUACUUCGUUGUAUCCUAACUUAUUGUGAAUUAUUAAAAUAAAGUAUAAUAUAAUCUGAAAAACACAGCAUUUUGUUCAAAACAUUACAGCGUCAUAUCUACACAUUAUUUUUUAUUUAAUAUUAAAAUUAAUAUUGUAAUGGAAUAUAACCAUGAUAUUUUUUCUUUACAGCUCUGGCCAGACUAUUAAACUACAAUUCAAACUUAAUUCACAAUAAAAGUUAGACAUAAAGUUAAAGAGGACACAUUAUAGCUCUUCUUACACACGUUAGAAUAGAUCUUUGGCCUAUAAUGUACAAAACAUGUUUAUGAAGUUCUUUGCACCAAAUUACUUUCACAUAAAAAAAGAUCUGUUUGCCACUUUCAGUUCCUUUCAGAAUGAGCCAUUUAAGGGCUCUGUCACUUUUAUGCAAACAAGCUGUUGCUGGAUGAGAAUGUAUACACUGAGAGUUUACCACAUGAUAGUGUUAGCUUGUUCUAAAUGGCGGAACAUAAACUAGUUAAAGCUAGUUCAUGCUUACCUGUGAUAGAAUCACAAAAUUCUCUUUUAGGUUGUACAGAUGUGUAAUGUAUGCUUUCGGAAUUUGCUGUUAUUUAAAUAAACCAAUUUUUUGAUCGA